Molecule: messenger RNA, 3612 nt
Organism: Anopheles gambiae (African malaria mosquito)
Lineage: Eukaryota; Metazoa; Arthropoda; Insecta; Diptera; Culicidae
Exons: 5
Coding region: 344-2635 (763 amino acids)
Cellular component (GO): nucleus; cytosol; ribonucleoprotein complex
Molecular function (GO): poly(U) RNA binding; poly(A) binding; mRNA 3'-UTR binding
Source: RefSeq, a predicted model, not a curated record
GAAGUUUACAGCGAUCGAAUGCAGCAGUACCCGGUACGGGUAUAGCUGUGCCUCAAGCACGGCAAAUAAAAUGGGCGACCGCUGAAAGAGCAAGGCGCAGAUCAGAGUUUUUUUCUCCAUCGCAGCACCAGAGAGCCAAGCCGGGACUGCUGACUCCGCACACGUAGCGUACGCAGAGACCGUUUUCCGACGUUCGCCCAGUUUAAUAAAAGAUUUUGUGUUUUAAGUGAAGCCCCUGUGCUUUGUGACAGUGAAAUACCAGUGCACGAAACCGUUCGUCCACCGAAACGAAUCGAUAUUUGCUGUAUUUGUUCGCCGAACCAAUUUUGAUCCAAAGUGAAAAAUGGCUGAUAACCCAUCCAGAAUGAAGGCUGACAACAAAAAGAAAUUGAAUGUUGGCAAUCUGCCAGCCGACAUCACCGAGGAGGAACUGCGGGAGCUUUUUGCGGACCAUCCGGUUGAAAGUGUGGAAAUUUUCCACUACAAACAGUACACCUUGGCAUUGUUGCUCUUCAAAGAUAAGGAGACGGCAACGAAGGCUCUCAAGGAGAAAGAAAAUUCUGUCUUCCGCGGACGUCGGCUGCGUAUGCACCUUGAGUUCAUCGUCAUUUGUCACAUGAAGAAGGAUGUCUUCGUGCAUGUUGUUGACAAUGAGAAUGUAACGGAGGAGGACGUGUAUGAGAAGUUUAAAGAUCUGGCCAAGGUCCAGUCGGUGGUUUUGUUCCAUCCGCUUGCCUACGUGACUUGCACCAGUCCGGAGGACAAGGAGGAAGCGAUGAAGAAGAUCGUGGAGGCGGGCAUAAACGUGUACGAUUGUAACGGGCACGAUCAGAACCAGCACAUUGACGUGCUGCGCGCUGCCAAGCUGUUCUUCCGCAAUUUGAACCGUGUCCAGAUGUACAACAUUCCCGAGUCCUGGAUCAGCUCCCAAGACGAGCUGAAAAAGGCCGUCGAAAGCUCCGGCACCGUGACCGAGGUGCGCGUCACGACCGGCAACUUUGGGCCGGCCGCGCAAGUUUUCUACGAGACGGCCGACGAGGCGAAGGCCGCGGCCGAGAAGUUGAACCAGCAGCUCUUCGAGGGCAAGCGGGUCCACGCGCAUCACGUUAUUGCCACCAUGAUACCGAACUUCAAGACAAGCGUGUACGUGGAAAAUUUGGACAAAACGAUCACGGAGGAGAUGCUGUACGCACACUUUGAGCAGUACGGCGAGAUUGACUUCGUUAACCGGCGUAAGUUCGGCGACGAGCACGGUAUGGUGUGCUUCAAGGAGGCCAGCUCGGUUGACCGUGCACUCGAGUGCACCACCCUGCCGGUAACGAAGAAGGAAGGGGAAGAGACUACCACGGAGGACAAGACCAUCGUUGUCAAGCGUUACGAUGGUCCGUUGGUUCUGGACAUUAAGCUACCGGCAAUGAAGAAGGGUGCCUCCAGCGAGGAAGGCGAGGAGCAGAAGCAACGUCCGCCACCGCAGCCACUGGCCAAGCUAUGGCCGAUCUACGUCGCCAACCUGCCGUACAAGGCGGACAAGCGCGAAAUCAAACAGUAUUUCUCCAGCUAUGGUGGACACAUUAAGUUUAUCUUCUCGCCGAACAUUCCGUCGUACAAGCAGAGCCAAACGUCCAUGGUGAUGGCCGCGCUCAUCUACUUCGCACGCCGCGAGCAGGCCAACGAAGCGAUCAAAGCAUUCAACGGCAAACACUUCCAGAGCAAGUGUUUGCACGUGUUCCCGGGCCGCAAGGACACCUACUUCGACGUGGAAAAGUCGAUCAAGGUGGUGCGGCUAAAUCUGGCCGUGACUGAGGAGAAGCUGUUCGAGAAGUUCCGCAAGUUCGGCUUCAUCGAGUGUGUGGUGAAGAAGGACCGCACCACGGCGUAUAUUGAGUUCCGCGAUAAGGAAAUCGCCGAGAAGGUGCUGAAGCUGGACGAGAAGCAACGGCCGGUGCGAUGCAACGUCGAGGCAGUGACGGGCAAGAUCAACAAAAAGAUCUUCAAAGAGAACGACGAAAAGAUUUCACUCGCUAUGCAGGAAAUCAUUGACAAAAACCCGGCCGUGCUGGAGAACGUUUCGUCGGAUCGUUCUAGCGGUCCGCCACCGUUGAAGCGCAGCCGAUUCAGCGGCCCAGCCAACUUCGGCAUGCAGGGACCGCGCAACCAGUUCAACCCGAACAAUGGUGGUGACUUCAGCAAUCCGCAGGUCAUCCAGGAUUUGCUCCGGUUGGCCUUCAUCUCCGGCAAAAAUCUCGGCGAGGGUCUCGCUAUCAGCGGAAACAGCAACCCGUUCAACAGUGGCGAUCCGCCACUACCCAACCUAAACCUUACCAAUGGCUUCGGCGGUGGCAAUCAGCGCAACAGCUUCAACAACUCCAACAAUGGCAACUUUGGCGGUAGCUCGAACAACGCCAGCGGUAACAUGGGCGGCGGCAACCGAAACAACAUGGGAGGUGGCGGCGUUAAUCGUAACUUCGGCCAGAAUGUGGGCGGAGGCGGCGGCGCCAUGGGCAGCGGUGGCUAUGGGCGCGUCAAUAUGGGUGGCGGCUUCGGCGGCAAGCGCUUCAACGGUGGCUCCCAGCAAACGAACCGCAUGGGACAGAACAAUCGCCAGGGCGGUGGAAACCAGAACCGACGCUUCUAAGCCAUCCACACACAUCCAGCAAACUAUAGCAGGUAGUGGUAGCAGUGAACGUCGAUCCACUCACACUUACACAAACAAACACAUACACACAUACACACACACACACACACUCACCCUACUAUCCCAAUCUAUUAUCCCAUAUUGACUUAAGAGGAGACACCAGCCGACUAUUGCUGCUACAUCACUACCCCAAUUCGGUAGGUUAAGGAGCUGCUAAACUGCGCCACUUGGAGUCUCAUAUGUUGGCCAAAUGCGUCAGGCUCUGUUUUUUUAUCUUCCACCACCAAAUGUAUGACGACAUUUCAUCUUUCGGUAGUAGCAUGGAUGGACACUCUGCGCAAUCAAAUUGUUUUUUCAGACGAAGGCGAUGAUCAUACAUUUCAUCGCCUACUGCGAUUUUAUGUACGUGUGUGUGUGUGUGUAUGUGCGUGUAUGUGUAGCAUAGAUCGUUUGAGCGUAACCAUAUAUCGAUCCACGUUUGGCAGGUAGCUGCGUAGAAAAACGUUUUACCACACAAAUCGUGGUAUUUUUGAAACUACAAAAAUGACUAUUGGAGAAGAGAAAAGAACCACUUCUUUCGCGUAUGUUUGAUUCUCGGACACACAUUUUAAGUAAUUUGUUUCUCCUUACUAUAUUUUUCGCGAAAGAUAUAUUUUCGUACAUGUGUAGCGAAAGAGGCAGUUUUGAUGCAAUUAUUUUUAUUUAAUUACCCAUCCACAUUCGAUGGAAAUUGUGUAAACAUAAACUAAUUUUCGUGUAUUUUAAACAUGUCUCGGACAUUUUGUGAAGUGGAGCGCUUCCAGCCAGACCUGUUCAUUGUAGUUUUCCGUACGCAAUCCGACAGAUAGGAUUAAAUUAUCUUCAGGGAACAGGCUCCCAAUGGGCAUAUGGUGUUGUUCCAUAGCCGAUUUUUUUUUAAACAAAAGCAACAUAAGAUAGAGCGAGCAAAUAAAUUUUUCUUGUGCGCGUGUAUGCUA